Molecule: messenger RNA, 2014 nt
Organism: Onychomys torridus (southern grasshopper mouse)
Lineage: Eukaryota; Metazoa; Chordata; Mammalia; Rodentia; Cricetidae
Gene: Rnf8
Product: ring finger protein 8
Exons: 8
Coding region: 157-1596 (479 amino acids)
Biological process (GO): double-strand break repair; protein K48-linked ubiquitination; ubiquitin-dependent protein catabolic process
Cellular component (GO): nucleus; cytosol; site of double-strand break
Molecular function (GO): ubiquitin protein ligase activity; metal ion binding; histone binding
Source: RefSeq, a predicted model, not a curated record
CCCAGCGGCGGGCGGGGCGUUCGCGUCGACUCGGUUCCCCGGCGAUUGCGUCUGUCUGUUGUUGAGUUAUGGUGCGGGCCGGGACCCCCGGAGGCGGCUGGCACCCGGGCUGGAGUGUGGCUCGUUGCUGAGCGCCGCCCCGGUGCCGAGCGGGCUAUGGGCGAGCCCGACCCCUUGGUCUCGGGGCAGCUCGCGGCCGGCCGGAGCUGGUGCUUGCGGCGGCUGGGGAUGGACCGCGAGUGGUUGCAGCUGGAGGCUGCGAGUGAGGUGACUAUUGGUCGAGGAUUUGGUGUCACCUACCAACUGAUAUCAAAGGUGUGUCCUCUGAUGAUUUCUCGAAACCACUGUGUUUUGAAGCAGAAUCCUGAGGGACAGUGGACAAUUAUGGACAACAAGAGUCUGAACGGUGUUUGGCUGAACAGAGAGCGUCUGGCACCAUUACAGGUUUAUUGCAUCCAAAAGGGAGACCAUAUCCAGCUUGGAGUGCCGCUGGAGAACAAGGAGAAUGCGGAGUAUGAAUACGAAGUCAUUGAGGAAGACUGGGAGAGGCUGUCUCCCUGCCUUGCCCCGAAGAAUGAGCAGACGGCGGGAAAAAACCAAGACUUGAGAACUAAAAGGAAAUUGAGUUUGGAUGGAUUAGAGAGUCCUGCGGCUGACGGUCCCUCGGGUCUCAAAUGCAGAGUCAACGCCCUGUCCUAUAAAGCUCUGGAGCCGGUGAAGUUAGAUGGGAAAGGUGAAGCGGCCAGUCAGCCCUCGGGAUACCCGCGUCCUAAGUUGACUCCUCUGGAGGCUCACGCUUGCUCUACUCUCCCCAAGGUCCUCGAACUUUCCCCUAAGAAGCAGAAGGCCCCCCGCCCUUCAGCAUCUCAGAGCAGCUUAGAGCUCUUUAAGGUGACCAUGUCCCGGAUUCUGAAGCUGAAAACGCAGAUGCAGGAAAAGCAGAUAGCUGUUCUGAAUGUGAAGAGGCAGACCCGGAAGGGGAGCUCGAAGAAAGUGGCGAGGAUGGAGAAGGAGCUGCAAGCUCUGCAGUCUCAGCUGUAUGCAGAGCAGGCUCAGCAGCAGGCGCGGGUGGAGCAUCUGGAGAAGACUUUCCAGGAGGAGCAGCAUCACCUCCAGGGUUUGGAGAAAGAGCAGGAAGAGGAUCUGAAGCUACAGCUGGUCCAGGCUCUGCAGGAGCAUCGGGCUCUAAUGGAAGAGCUGAAUCGCAGCAAGAAGGACUUUGAGAAAAUCAUUCAAGCCAAGAACAAAGAACUGGAGCAGACCAAGGAAGAAAAGGAGAAGGUCCAAGCACAGAAGGAGGAGGUCCUCAGCCACAUGAAUGACGUGCUGGAGAACGAGCUUCAGUGCAUCAUCUGCUCCGAGUACUUCAUCGAGGCUGUCACCCUGAACUGUGCCCACAGUUUCUGCUCCUUCUGUAUCAGUGAAUGGAUGAAACGGAAAGUCGAGUGUCCCAUUUGUCGAAAGGAUAUUGAGUCCAAAACCCACUCCCUGGUUCUGGACAAUUGCAUUAGUAAGAUGGUGGAUAACCUGAGCUCAGAAGUGAAAGAGAGAAGAAAUUGCCUUCUUAGGGAACGGAAAGCAAAGAGACUGUCAUGAAGGUCACACUCCAAGGACAUGUGAGAGACACUAGGGGGAUGGCAUCCGAGUGAUCUAGAGGAUUCCUGGAUUCCCUCAGGCUGCUCUGGACAUCACCUGGGAAGUCACGUGCUGCAGAGACUGAGUUAGGAAGCCUGUAUCACUGGCCUUCCGUUGUGCCAACCCUACUGACACCAUCGGCUAAAGGACCACAGGACUCCUCCACUGGCUGCUUCACUACAUGUUAAAUGAGUUGAGUUGUAUGUUUCUGGAUGUGCUGGUUGAUUUUGAUACCUCAUGCGCCCCUGUUGACAUCAUCUUGGACAGUGGGUGCACUCUAUGGCUGCCCUGAAGGCAGCGUGCAUUUGGAGUCUGGUUUACCUUUCUUUGUGAAAACAAGAUGUCGUUUCUUAGAAAUAAAAUGUAAAACCCGCCGGUU